AUGGCAGACGUACGGUCGAUGCUCAAGGCGAGUCGCGAAGCGCGAAAAAUCAAUCACCCUCAUGCAGCAUACACGAAAGAUGGCAAGCUGCUAUGCAAUUUGUGCGAGACGUUGAUCAAGACACAGAACGCUUGGAACAGCCAUCUACAUUCGACACAACAUACUCUGCGCUUGAGUAGGGCUCAGGAAGCAGCGGCGGCAAGAGACGCAAAUGGAGCAAGCAAGAAGCGAAAGGCAUCAACUAUAGACAGUACAUCGCCUGAGGACAGGAAAAAGCAGAAGCCUACCAGCUUGAAGCCAGGAAUCGGUCAAGAUGAGCAGGAUUUGAAGCAAGAGGUUUCAACAGCCAAGACACAAGCGACACAGCAAGAACCUGAGCAGACUGGCGCGAAAGGGGACGAAGAGGUCAACAUCGCCGAACUUGCCGCGUUGGACAAAGAGCUUGCAGAGUUAGAGGCCUCAACUCGCCAUAAAGAUGCUUCCUACGCCCAGGCCACGAUCUCGGCACCAGCGAUGACUGCAGAAGAAAUCGCGGCUCAAGCGCGUGAAGAGCAGAGCGCGCAGCGGGGCAAACGAGAUGCAGAGUUAGAGGCGGAAAAAGAGGACGCGGCUCGACUGAUGGAGGAUGAGUUCGAGGAAAUGGAGGGCCUGGAGGAACGUGCGAGAAAGUUACGUGAGAAGCGGGAGGCAUUGAGAUCGACGACGGUCGCACGAGAGACGACUGGUGCGAGCGUCGAGAAUGAGACGAAAGCGAUUCAUGACACCGCACAAGAAGAGGACGUUGACGAUGACGACGAUGACGAUGACGAUGAAGAAGAUGAUUUCGACGGAUGGAACUUUGGAUCUGGAUGA
Messenger RNA from Pseudocercospora fijiensis CIRAD86, 852 nucleotides. RefSeq lists its product as uncharacterized. The record is from RefSeq and is a predicted model, not a curated record. Gene Ontology annotation, cellular component: spliceosomal complex; nucleus. The transcript has a single exon. NCBI's taxonomy places the organism in Eukaryota, Fungi, Ascomycota, Dothideomycetes, Mycosphaerellales, Mycosphaerellaceae. Gene Ontology annotation, molecular function: nucleic acid binding; zinc ion binding. Bases 1 to 852 code for a protein of 283 amino acids. Gene Ontology annotation, biological process: mitotic DNA replication checkpoint signaling; nuclear DNA replication; mitotic DNA damage checkpoint signaling.